Messenger RNA from Chenopodium quinoa (quinoa), 2326 nucleotides. Its product is annotated as WD repeat-containing protein 91 homolog. The coding region runs from base 139 to 2073 and encodes 644 amino acids. The transcript has 16 exons. Gene Ontology annotation, molecular function: protein binding. Lineage: Eukaryota; Viridiplantae; Streptophyta; Magnoliopsida; Caryophyllales; Amaranthaceae. The record is from RefSeq and is a predicted model, not a curated record.
UAUUUACAUUACUAGCAUCAAGAACUCCCGGCUUUACAAAUUUCAGACACUUUCUCUUGCUCUGUCUCCUGAAUAAUUCAACUGCAAGAUCAGCUGGAUUCAAAGUGCAUUCAACUUCAUCAAUUUUAAUCUUAAUCUAUGCUGAAGGAGAAGAUGGAAAAUAUGCAUUAUGCUGAGGAGCUAGUAAGAGAAUUUCUUGUAUUCAGAGGUUUCACUAGUACACUACAAGCUUUUGAGAUGGAACUAAAUAUGGAUGUCGGGAAAGGUUUUCAAGUGGACAAGAUACUCGACUUGAUUUUCUCAAAAUAUAUACCUAAGUUUGAGGCUGAGAAAUUGGUUGGCCUCCUUAGUUUCUUUAAGCAGUGUAUUUCUUCCUCCGAGACAGUGUUUUAUGCUACACUGUCCAAACUGGAGGCCUCUACUCUCCGCUAUUAUAUAGUACAUGCUGUGCGUUCAGGAAGGAAUGACAAAGUCAAGGAGUUUUUUGAUAUGUUGGGUGAUGACUUGCAGCAAAAAGGAGAUGAUUGGACUCCAUGGUUUGCUAUGCCCUACCUAAAGAAUCCUGCUUUAGAUCCUCAGUUUCGCAUUUAUUUCUCAAAGGACUGGCUGGAUGCUUUGCAUCUUUCACUAAGGAAUUUUCUGAGCCAGAUGUUUAGUGGAACUCGCAUUCCUGCUUUAAUGAAGAUAAGUACUGAGAAGAACACUAUCAACCGUCUCAGAAAAGACAUUAAGCAGCUAAAUUUGAAGUUAUCACAACUUCAGGCUGUCCUGGAAGAAAGGGAGGCUCAACUACAUCAGCUUAGACGUGGUACUGUGUUAAUGGGACAAGAAGAUAACUCUGUGCAAAGUGCUUCUGUGGUUUCUGAAGAGGCAAGUCUAUCCACUACAUCUAAAAGUGAGCUUGAAACUGGAUUCAAGAGCCAUGAAGUGGUUGGAUGUUCGGAUUUGUCCAAUACGACUGCCUACAAUGCUGAUCAUGCCCCAAGUUCUUCUGGAAAUCCACCAGUUAGCAAUGAUCAUAAUGGAAUCCAUGUUUCCAAAUAUGGUUUAUAUAGUGAAAAGUCGGCGGUGGUCCUAGGUGAGGAAAAAUUUUCAGAAGUAAAAGUGCAGUUCCAGGAAACAUUUCUGGGGCAUACAAGUCCCAUUAGUAGGUCCCGCUUUUCAGCAUCUGGGGAUAAUAUUGCAAGUGCUUCUACAGAUGGAACAGUCAGGAUUUGGACAUAUGACUCAUCCACGCCAGGAUCUAGAAACGCCACCAUAUAUUGUGGAGCGGAAAUUCUGUCUCUUGACUGGGAUUGUAAAUCUGAUCGCUUGCUUCUGAUAGGCACUGCUGAGGGAGGCAUCAAGGCAUGGAAUGUGGAUGCAAAAAGAGUCGUUUGUGAUCUCAGCACUGGUCAAACAUUUCGAAGGGUACUAGAUAUAAAAUGCAGCCCUGUGGAACCCAUUUUUGUUUCUGCAGCUGCAUCUGAAGGGGAUGAAACAACAUAUGCUAACACCAUGGGAUAUGCUUCACUAAUUGUUUGGAACAUGAAGACGUGGAAGCCUGUGACAGUCCUUCCGCUUGGUGAAGAUCCCCCAGCGAUAACCUCUAUGUGCUUCAAUCACAAUGGAAAGAUUUUAGCCGCUGCUGCUGUUGAUGGGAUGAUUCACAUGUUUGAUAUGUCUGCGGGUCUGCAAAUUACUGGAUGGCCAGCUCAUGAUUGUCCCAUCAGCUCCAUUCUUUUCGGACAUGAUGAGACAAGUAUAUUUACUUUGGGAUCGGAUGGAAAAGUAUUUGAAUGGAGCUUACAAAAUCAAGGUCGAGUAGUCUGGUCAGCAGAUUGCAGCAGGUUCUGCAAUCCUGAUACCUCGAAACACUGCCGUCAUGAAAUGGCGCUGGACUGUACUGGAAAGAGACUGCUAGUGACAUCUGAUUUAGUACGAUCACCCAUGUAUCAGGUUGGAGGUCUUGCAAACGGAUUAAAAACUCUACCACACAGUGCUGCUGUGACAACUGUCGAUUGGCAUCCAACCCUACCUAUAUAUCUUACUGGUUCUGGUGAUAAUUCAGUUCGUGUUACAUCCAUUUUGUAAGAAUUCAUUUUAAUGCCUAAUUGGGCAAUAGUACAGGUUCUUAUCUGUUCUCUAGUUACAGUCUUAAAGGUAUGGAAUUUGGUUUGGAAAAUCCUUUUUUUCUUCUUGCUAUAACUAGAUGCAUAUUUGUUGGAACCUUUUUUUUUUUUUUUUUUUUCUUUACUCAGCAAAGAUGAAUUUACAGAAACCUUUAGUGUAAUGUUUUUGGUUCUUGAAAUCAUUCAAGUAGUAAAAUAAUACCCAUCCCCUGUCA